Messenger RNA from Gordionus sp. m RMFG-2023, 349 nucleotides. RefSeq names its product 26S proteasome complex subunit SEM1-like. The record is from RefSeq and is a predicted model, not a curated record. The transcript is spliced from 3 exons. Lineage: Eukaryota; Metazoa; Nematomorpha; Gordioida; Chordodea; Parachordodidae. Bases 43 to 294 code for a protein of 83 amino acids. Gene Ontology annotation, biological process: mRNA export from nucleus; proteasome assembly; double-strand break repair via homologous recombination. Gene Ontology annotation, cellular component: proteasome complex; proteasome regulatory particle, lid subcomplex.
UAUAGUUACUCUAUAAUUGUCAAAUUUCAUACUUUCAUCUAAAUGGCCACCAUAACAAAUCAAUCUGUAAUAAAAAAUAAUAUUGAAGAAAAGAAAACAGAUAUUGGAUUGUUGGAAGAAGAUGAUGAGUUUGAAGAAUUUCCAGCCGAAUGGACGGAAAAUGAGGAAAAUAAUGAAGAAUCAAAUGUAUGGGAAGAUAAUUGGGAUGACGAUAAUGUAGAAGAUGAUUUUAGUAAACAAUUAAGGGCAGAAUUGGAGAGACAAUCUAUUGGAAAUAAUGAAAUUAAAAAAUAAAUCUUCAUAUUCUUGUGAUAUAUUUUUAUUAAUAAAUUUUUAGUCUAUCUAUAAA